Messenger RNA from Conger conger (European conger), 2506 nucleotides. RefSeq names its product phospholipid scramblase family member 5. Gene Ontology annotation, cellular component: plasma membrane. The transcript has 8 exons. Bases 113 to 1033 code for a protein of 306 amino acids. The record is from RefSeq and is a predicted model, not a curated record. Gene Ontology annotation, molecular function: phospholipid scramblase activity. Lineage: Eukaryota; Metazoa; Chordata; Actinopteri; Anguilliformes; Congridae. Gene Ontology annotation, biological process: plasma membrane phospholipid scrambling.
CAUCCACGGCACUUUUAGCAAGCACCGUGCAUCCAAAGUCCUCCUGUGCCACUGACUUCAAUCUCUCUGACAUACGAAUCUGAAGAUACCAAGGAGGACAUCUAUACUGAACAUGUCAGCUGUGACGGUUCAGCCCCUCCCAUUUGGACGUCUGGAGAGAGAGAAACACAUCGAGACGCUUUUCAGGGCUUUCCAGCGCAGAAUAAGGCGUUCCACAGACCCUGGGGUAUCGAUGGCAUCCCACUCUCUGGGGGGGCCUGUUUCCCCUCAGCUCCACAGUGCAGAGGUGCCGGGGCUGAGGCAGGAGAGGGAAGAGGACGGCCAAAUGGACUUUGGGAGAGGAGCUGUAGGGGUGGAGAUGGACCUCCGGACUGAUGGGAACCAUACUGGCACAGAAAAAGCUGAAGGCCUGGGACUACUGGACUCCAUCAACCAGCUGCGCAUCACUGCCAAACCGGAGCUGCAAGGUCCACACUGUGUUCCACGCCGGACGUAUAGUAUUGCUUCAGGAACCAGAGACCAGCUCUACGUGGCAGUUGAAGAAAGCUCCUGCCUAUGUCUGCAGUGCUGUGGUCCAGCACGUUCCUGCUCCUUGCAGGGUUUCGACCGGCAGGCCCAGCAGGUCUUCUUGUUUGAAAGGCCCCUCAGGGCGGAUGCAUGCUGUCUGGGCUGCUGCCUGAUGGAAAUGAGGGCUUUUAAUUCUGACCACCAGCUGAUUGGAACUGUGUACCAGAGAUGGAGCAUGUUCACCCCUCUCUUUGAGAUCUGUGACUCUGACGGGACAUCCACAAUCAGAAUCCAGGGUCCCUGUUGUCCCAGUCGAUGCUAUUCUAACCAGGAGUUUCAGGUGGUUUCAACCAUUGGAGAGAGACUGGGACGAAUAUGGAAGAAGUGGCCCGGAUUCAAUGAAGAAUGCAACAUGGACCAUGAGUUUUUUGGAUUAGACGUCCCUCAGGAAAUGAGCACAAGAACAAAAGUCCUUCUACUGGCUGCGACUUUCUUGCUGAAUCACAUGUUCUUUGAGAUGAGUUAACCUGGUCGGAAAAGGCCCCUGAAGCGAGGUGAGAGGUCAUCAGUUCUGCUGGGACUAGGAAAAGUCCGUCACUGGGGCUAGAAGACGUCUGUCACGGCUGCAGUUGAUGCAACAGUCCCAGUGGAAAACAAUGAUCCUGACACAGCUGACAGUCUCCUCACUUUCAAAACAACCCACCUCUGGCUCAACUACUGCUGCUAGAGGGCAACGUCAGAAGUCCAGCUUCCUUGACCAAAUGAAGAACACAGGAUACACGCUGCUUACAUCUAUCAUUUACCCAUUUAAAUAAUUGUAAUCUUUGUUUUCUACCUCUUCAACAUCAGUGAAUGUACUCUUCUGAGACUUUACAUGAAUUUAAUUUUACAUUGCACAUGCCAACACCUCUUAAUUGGUAAUCAUUUGUUCCGCAAAAUUGUUCAGGCAUUGUAUGCAACCUCUUUCUGCUUGUAGUCUUUUUUCCCCCAAAAAGGAUGUACUAAAAUAUACAGCUACUCGCUGCCUGUAUUUUCGGUAACUGUAGCUAUCAUUUUGAAGUUGUGUCCAAGUGACUAGGAUCACAAUGGGGAAAGAACUGGACAAUGGAACAUUAAUGGACUGAGAACACAGAAGCCAAGCAUUUGAAGGUCACCCCCUGGAAAAGUUGUUGGCCAAAUCAUUUUGUCACUCUUACUGAAUGUGGCAAUGGAUUCAUCACUGGCAUUCCACUACAUGCAGUAUGCUCCCCUCUUCCAGCGGGAAGAUUGCCUUAUUCCUAUGUUUGUUCACAUUUAUUUCAUGUGUAGCCUGAUUGCCACCCAUUUUAAUUGACCUGUUGAUACUGAUUCCUGCUACAACACUACGAUAUCAGUAACGAACAUGAAUGUAUAUAUUGAAGUAUUCAAUAUACUCUUCAUUUAACUGAAUCUAAACAUGACCAGUCCAUGUCAAAUUAAUUUUAGUACAUUGCUGUUCAGGUUUUAUAUCACAAUGUUUUUUUGUAUUUGGAGGUGGGGAGGUUAUUCGUGUGACUUUUUGUCCUGUGAUACUUUACUGCCCGUAUUAGAUACUGCAAAAGAAUUGUGGAUGUUUGGUUAAUGUUACCGUGUCAAUUAUUUUUCUCUGUAAUCUUUUAGUGGGCCAAUACUGGCAGAACCCCAUUGGUCAACCAUUGACACAUUGCUGUGCUGACAAGCCGAAGUCAAUCUGCUAUGGCUUUGUAAACAAUUCAGUUAGCAACAGCCAUUUAAUAAUGGUCCCUAGUAGGUCGGCCAUUACCAGUGUUCCAUUGCCUUUGCCAACAUAAACAGAAACAUUGUUUCCUUGUCAGUCGUUGGUCCUUACUUGUUUAUCAAAACAAGAACAAAUCUUGAGAUCUUCACAUACAAACUUUCAACACUCAUGCAGUUGUCACUUUUCGUCAAUAUAUUGACAUUAGUACUUUAAGCACAAUGGUUUGAAAGCAUUAAAAAAAUAAAAGCGCUCUUUAUGAUUUUC